CAGUGUUUCUAUGCCCAAAUAUUUUUUAAUCAUCAGUGUGCUUAUUUCAAAGAACUAAACAGCUCUUUUUCGAGAUAAAUAAGGUUUAAAGUUGUUAAAUUGCACUUGUAAUUUCAGGCAACAGUUUAAAGUACAAGGACACGACUAGAUCUCGUUGUCUUUCUUACAAUGUCAUUGGUCCGGUCUUUCUCGUAUUCAGCCGCCAUUCUACCCCGAGUAUUUUCACACAUAUACCGAGGGUCUCAAAGCUAUACCCUGUGUUCUCAUAUGGUUUUGUGUCGUAUGGUUACCAGCUCCAGGAAACUUUCUCAAAAGACCGAGGUUAAUAAUUCGGAAAACACAAUAAAAACGCAUAUAGAUGUUUCUCGUUCAAAAUUUGUCGUUACAUAUGACGAACUUAACUCUCAAAUUUCCGAAGGAACUGUCCAGUUGUUUGAUGUGAGAAAUGGAAAUGAUGUGAAGUCCACUGGCAUUAUCCCAGGUUCCGUUAAUAUACCUCUUGUUGAUUUGAAGAAAGCCCUUACCCUCAGUGAUAGCGAAUUCGUUCAGAAAUAUGGUGUAUCUAAGCCAAAAACGAGUGACGGGAAUAUAAUAUUUUAUGGAUUAUCAGAUGUUUCAUCUGCAAGUGCUUGUGAAAUAGCUCACAAUCUCGGCUUUAAAAGGGCGAAGUAUUAUUUGAAGGGAUGGAACGAGUGGUCUGCCAUUCAUCAAAGGUGUAAACAGUAACGAAACUGUUUUCCUAAUAUUUAAUGGUGUAUAUAAUCCACAGAAAACUCGAAAACAUUUCGAGCCACAAAUUUGCUAUCACAAGAUAGGAUUAAUCUCCUAUUACUGUGACAGUUUACUAGAGUGGACGUAUUUUACAUCACUGUAAAACGUAUACAUUUUAUUUCCUUUGUUGUUUGAUAUCACUCUUAUCUUCAUUAUAAAUAGUUUGUUUACAGCA
This is a messenger RNA of Schistosoma turkestanicum, 946 nucleotides long. NCBI's taxonomy places the organism in Eukaryota, Metazoa, Platyhelminthes, Trematoda, Strigeidida, Schistosomatidae. The record is from the annotation of a GenBank genome assembly.